Molecule: messenger RNA, 1818 nt
Organism: Cavia porcellus (domestic guinea pig)
Lineage: Eukaryota; Metazoa; Chordata; Mammalia; Rodentia; Caviidae
Gene: Jund
Product: JunD proto-oncogene, AP-1 transcription factor subunit
Exons: 1
Coding region: 138-1169 (343 amino acids)
Biological process (GO): regulation of transcription by RNA polymerase II; regulation of cell cycle; regulation of cell population proliferation
Cellular component (GO): transcription regulator complex
Molecular function (GO): RNA polymerase II cis-regulatory region sequence-specific DNA binding; DNA-binding transcription factor activity, RNA polymerase II-specific; transcription factor binding
Source: RefSeq, a predicted model, not a curated record
GCGUCGUAGGAGCCGCCGCCAGCGGAAGGCCGGGCAGCGGCCGCGGCCGGGGCGGGCGCAGGGCUGAGCGGACGGGGGGGGGCGCAGGCCCCCCGGGAGGCCACGGCCACUCCCCCCCCGGGCCGGCGCGGCGGAGGAUGGAAACACCCUUCUACGGCGAUGAGGCGCUGAGCGGCCUGGGCGGCGGCGGCGCCAGUGGCAGUGGUGGCAGCAGCUUCGCGUCCCCGGGCCGCUUGUUCCCGGGGGCGCCCCCGACGGCGGCGACCGGCAGCAUGAUGAAGAAGGAUGCGCUGACGCUGAGUCUCAGCGAGCAGGUGGCGGCGGCGCUCAAGCCGGGCGCUGCGCCGACCCCUGCCUCGCUGCGAACGGACGGCGCCCCCAGCGCGGCGCCCUCGGACGGGCUGUUGGCGUCCCCGGACCUGGGGCUGCUCAAGCUGGCGUCGCCCGAACUCGAGCGCCUGAUCAUCCAGUCCAACGGGCUGGUCACCACCACCCCGACGAGCACGCAGUUCCUGUACCCCAAGGUGGCGGCCAGCGAGGAGCAGGAGUUCGCUGAGGGCUUCGUCAAGGCCUUGGAGGACCUGCACAAGCAGAACCAGUUAGGCGCUGGCGCCGCCGCCGCCGCGGGGGGACCCCCGGCCCCCGCUGCGCCCGCUCCUCCCGGCGAUCUGCCCGCGUCGGCUCCCGCGCCAGAGGCGCCCGUCUACGCGAACCUCAGCAGCUACGCGGGCGGCGCGGGUACCGCGGGGGGCGCGGCGGCCGUGGCCUUCUCCGCCGAGCCCGUUCCCUUCCCGCCACCGCCUCCCCCAGGCGCGCUGGGCCCUCCGCGCCUUGCCGCGCUCAAGGACGAGCCGCAGACGGUGCCCGACGUGCCGAGCUUCGGCGAGAGCCCGCCGCUGUCGCCCAUCGACAUGGACACGCAGGAGCGGAUCAAGGCGGAGCGCAAGCGUCUGCGCAACCGCAUCGCCGCCUCCAAGUGCCGCAAGCGCAAGCUCGAGCGCAUCUCGCGCCUGGAGGAGAAGGUCAAGACGCUCAAGAGCCAGAACACCGAGCUGGCGUCCACCGCCAGCCUGCUGCGGGAGCAGGUGGCGCAGCUCAAGCAGAAAGUGCUCAGCCACGUCAACAGCGGCUGCCAGCUGCUACCGCAGCACCAGGUGCCCGCGUACUGAGCCCGGGGCGGCGCGCAUGCGCGGCCCCCGCCCGGGGGAUGGCGUAGGCGCCCCGGACUUGUAGUGGGUGGCAGCACCGGGGAUCGCCCCCGGGGGUGCCCGGGACAAGAGAGGGUGCGCUUCCGGGGAUCCUUCUUUAGGAGGAGACAGUCCCUGGGGGUCGCCGCCCGAGAGUGCCGAGGACCGGAGAGGGCGCGGCUUGGGGAACCCCCCCCAUCCCCGAGGACCCCCAGGACUGAAGAGGGCGCCUUGGAUCGACAAGCUGGACCCCCUGCCCGGGGGGCGAGCGCACGACCCCCGCCCCGCGCCGCCUCUGCUGUGCCUGCCGCCCUUUGUGCGCCGCCGCCGGGGCCCCGCGCACCCCUUCUUUCACUUUCUACUUUUGCCUUGGGAAGAGACGACGGAGUGGCCGGCUGUGCCCUAUUUAUGUUUCUACUCGGGAACAAACGCUGGUUGCGUGUGCGUGUGUGUUUUACCGUGCUGGAUUUUUUAAAGAAACGAGAAGAAAAAAAGUGGCUCCUCCUCUUUCUGGCCUCGCUCCCUGCCGCCCGCCCCGCCCCCCUGUUGUUUUGUUUUGCCACGAGCCCACAUUCCUGUUUGUAACCCUCGGGUUCCCCGGUUCUGUUUUCAGUAAAGUCUCGUUACGCCA